Messenger RNA from Bursaphelenchus okinawaensis, 1211 nucleotides. NCBI's taxonomy places the organism in Eukaryota, Metazoa, Nematoda, Chromadorea, Rhabditida, Aphelenchoididae. The record is from the annotation of a GenBank genome assembly.
AUGGUAUAAUUAUGUUUUUCGCCAACGAGAAGAGAAAUUUUCUUGUGAAGGGAGGGCAUACACUAUAUUGUUGUGCACUAUAUCAAUAAAUUGAGUGUUCUUUCAGAUAAUUCACAGAUUAGGACUGGAGAUCAACAACAAGGAGUCGAUAUAUUACUGGACGGCUGUCAACAACAUCCCGGUCUUUUGUCCAGCCUUAACGGAUGGAUCGCUGGGUGAUAUGAUUUACUUCUUCAACAUCAAAGCCGAGAAGAAGCUGAGGGUUGAUAUUGCUGAAGAUGUGGCACACAUCAACACGAUGGCGGUCAAGUCACAGAACACUGGAGUUAUUAUUCUGGGCGGAGGAUUUGUGAAACAUCAUAUUAACAAUGCCAAUCUCAUGAGAAACGGGUCCAAUUAUGCGGUUUACAUCAAUACUGGACAGGUAUGAAGGUUUUGGUGCUUGCUUUACAUCUUUUGGUUAAAAAGAGGGGAGACGGAUGAUAGGGGUUAGCAAAAAUUGAAUUUUUAAAAAUUUUUGGAUAUUUUUUGAUGCAAGAUUAUGAAGAUUCGAAGCGUUUUUGAGCUGGAUUGCGAAGGAUAUAACAUAAAGUAGCUUUAAAUAGUAAUUAAAGUGAGAUCAUUAAAGUCGAACAGUCUUGCAACUUGUUUUAGGAUAUGUUUGAACAUGGUUAACAUUCUAAAAACAGCAUAAGUUUAGGCUUGAGUUUUUACGGACUAUUAGGUUGUUUAAUAAUUCUGUGCCGCCUUUGAAAGAAAAUUUUCGGGAUUAGGGGCGCAAAAUUAUUUGAACAACCUAAUAAAAACAGCAAUUUUUAAAAUUAAGUUUGUUUUGAAGUUUUUAAAAAUUUUUAAUAAAUAAGGCUCAUAGGCAAUGAAAUUCAUUUAAAAUUUUAAACGUAUCUUUUAUAUUUUUUUGGUAUAAUGAUGACUAUUCUCUGAAAUGCAUUUCCAACUAUGAUGAAUAUUCGAAAAAACCUCAUUUUCGAAAAACGAGGAAUAAAUCAUGUUCGACGUCGCUUCCCCACGAACAUAUGCUGUAAUAAUUGUUGUUUUUUCAGGAAUUCGAUGGCAGCGACUCGGGCGCCUCGCCGGACGAAGCCGUCAGCUGGGGCAAGCUGCGUCACGGCAUCGAACCGGUGAAACUGCAUUCUGACGCAACCCUCGUCUUUCCACUGAUCGUUGCGCGCACGUUCGCCCGAUCCAAUUAA